This is a messenger RNA of Peromyscus leucopus (white-footed mouse), 4283 nucleotides long. It is a transcript of the gene Ints10, whose product is annotated as integrator complex subunit 10. The record is from RefSeq and is a predicted model, not a curated record. Bases 69 to 2393 code for a protein of 774 amino acids. NCBI's taxonomy places the organism in Eukaryota, Metazoa, Chordata, Mammalia, Rodentia, Cricetidae. Gene Ontology annotation, biological process: snRNA processing. Gene Ontology annotation, cellular component: integrator complex. The transcript has 18 exons.
CGCCCGCGGGGGGCGGGUGUUGGCGGCUUUGGGAGUCCCCCUGCCGGAAGGGCGAGUGACCGAGGGGCAUGUCGGCCCAGGGCGACUGUGAGUUCCUGGUGCAGCGAGCCCGGGAGCUCGUGCCCCAGGACCUGUGGGCAGCCAAGGCGUGGCUGAUCACGGCCCGCAGCCUCUACCCGGCCGACUUCAACAUCCAGUAUGAGAUGUACACCAUCGAACGGAAUGCAGAGAGGACUGCCACUGCGGGGAGGUUGCUGUAUGACAUGUUUGUGAAUUUCCCAGACCAGCCGGUGGUGUGGAGAGAAAUCAGUAUCAUAACAUCAGCACUGAGGAAUGAUUCACAGGAUAAGCAAACCCAAUUUUUAAGGAGUUUAUUUGAAACUCUUCCGGGCCGGGUCCAGUGUGAAAUGUUACUGAAGGUGACCGAACAAUGCUUCAACACGUUGGAACGAUCCGAGAUGCUGCUGUUGCUUCUGAGGCGCUUCCCUGAGACAGUGGUGCAGCAUGGGGUUGGCCUUGGGGAGGCACUGCUAGAAGCCGAGACCAUUGAAGAGCAAGAGUCUCCGGUUAACUGCUUUCGAAAGCUAUUUGUUUGUGAUGUCCUUCCUCUAAUAAUUAACAACCAUGAUGUUCGAUUGCCUGCCAAUUUGUUAUAUAAAUACUUGAACAAAGCAGCUGAGUUUUAUAUCAACUAUGUCACUCGGUCCACACAGGUGGAAAACCAGCAUCAAGGUGCACAAGAUACAUCUGAUUUAAUGUCGCCCAGCAAACGUAGCUCUCAGAAGUACAUAAUAGAAGGACUGACUGAGAAAUCAUCCCAGAUUGUAGACCCUUGGGAGAGGUUGUUUAAGAUUCUGAAUGUCGUUGGAAUGAGAUGCGAAUGGCAGAUGGAUAAAGGCAGACGAAGCUGUAGCGACCUACUGCACCGAAUGAAGGAGCUCAGCAGGUACAUGAACACCUUCGACAGCGAAGCUCACGCCAACUAUAAGAACCAGGUGCUCUACUCCACAAUGCUGGUCUUCUUCAAGAGUGCGUUCCAGUACAUCAGCAGCAUACAGCCGUCUCUCUUCCAAGGUCCUAACGCCCCAAGCCAGGCUCCACUAGUUCUUCUGGAAGAUGUAGCCAAUGUGUAUGGUGAUGUAGAAAUUGAUCGCAGUAAACACAUACACAAGAAGAGGAAGCUAGCUGAGGGAAGAGAAAAAACCAUGCAGAGUUCAGACGAUGAGGAAUGCUCAGCAAAAGGGAGAAGCCGGCACAUUGUUGUCAGUAAAGCUGAGCUCAGCAACUCCAUGGAAGUGCUGGAGAGCUUCAAGCUGGCCAGGGAGAGCUGGGAGCUGCUCUAUUCCCUGGAAUUCCUUGACAAAGAAUUUACAAGAAUUUGUUUGGCUUGGAAGACGGACACAUGGCUGUGGCUAAGAAUCUUCCUCACAGAUAUGAUCAUCUACCAGGGUCAAUAUAAGAAGGCAAUAGCCAGUCUGCAUCACUUAGCAGCUCUCCAAGGAUCCCUUUCUCAGCCGCAGAUCACAGGACAGGGGACUUUAGAACACCAGAGGGCGCUCAUCCAGCUGGCAACCUGUCACUUUGCGCUGGGGGAGUAUAGAAUGACAUGUGAGAAGGUUCUGGACCUGAUGUGCUACAUGGUGCUACCCAUACAAGAUGGAGGGAAAUCGCAGGAAGAGCCCUCCAAAGUGAAGCCCAAGUUUAGGAAAGGUUUGGAUCUGAAGCUUCUGCCCUGUACCAGUAAGGCUAUUAUGCCGUACUGCCUGCACUUGAUGCUAGCAUGCUUUAAGCUGAGAGCUUUUACGGACAACAGAGAUGACAUGGCGCUGGGCCAUGUGAUUGUACUUCUCCAGCAGGAGUGGCCGAGGGGAGAGAACCUUUUCCUGAAAGCCAUCAGUAAGAUCUGCCAGCAAGGAAAUUUCCAGUAUGAGAACUUCUUCAGCUAUGUUACAAACAUUGACAUGCUGGAGGAAUUUGCUUAUUUAAGAACCCAGGAAGGAGGGAAGAUUCACCUGGAAUUACUCCCGAAUCAAGGAAUGCUGAUCAACCAUUGCAGACCUUGUGGGUGGUCCCUCCAGAUGAGUGGCAGAGAUGUUGUGAGCAGUGUACCUCUCCUCCCCUUGGGGCCUUCUAGCCCUCCCAUGGGGUUACUGCAGCAGGAAUUCUUACCUGUGCUUCAGCCCAGCAUACAGACUGCUGACAGGUACCAAGUGGAAAAACACCUGCUCAUAGUGUGCUGUUUGUCAACAUGUUCCCCGCCCGCCCAUGGUUUUCAGCUCGUUGUCCCUCGGUGCUCUUCUUCAUGCUUUAUUUCUUUGUUUUUAAUUUGUUCUGCAUUCCUUGGCAAACCAUCUGGUUGUAAAUAUUGUAACAUUUUUAAUUUUUUUCCAUGAGUUGCCAGUGUGUUUGUGUUGAAUUUAAAAAUCAUUAUGGAUCUGGGGGGGAAGAAACAAGUUUGCUAAAACUGAAUUAGACUAAGUGAAUGUUAGAGGAAGGGCUAAGCUGCGAUUCUGUUGGGAUAAAAUUCAGGGUUUGGGGUCAUGAAUAUUUAAAUACGUUGACAUACGUGUACCACAAGUAAACUUUUAUUGUGGAUUUCCAUAUUAAUGAUCAGGACUUUUUUGCUCUAAACAGACAUUCACACAGCUUUUCCUGCCUUAAAGCAGGCUGCUUUGUUUCAGACUUUACCUUCUGAAUUGGCAAUAUUUCAUAAGCUAAAAUGAUGCCCUUUUGUUUAGCUAGAUUCUCCUAUUCUUAAAUCACAAGAGCUGUCUGCAGUCAUGUGCCACUUACACCAGGGAUGCACACGCCAUGCACUGUGCUGUUGCGUGGACAUCAUAGUGUGCAUUUACUCAAACCUAUCUGCUAGUACCCAGGCUGUAGGGGACCAGUGCAGUCCAUCAUUGUGUGUGGAGCAUGACUCAUUGACAUCAUCCAGACCUGCAUAGAGCAGACUCUGAUGCAUAUAUAAUUGAGUUGUGCAUCUGUGAAUGUACAGAAGCAAUCCUCUGGCAAGCAGAGUAUAACAGUUAACUGUCUUGAGCAGUAUUGGGGAGAAUUUGUCCUCUGAAAUAUGGCCUGCAGUUGCGUGUAACUUGUACUUGGUCCAGUCUUGGGUUGCAGCCCGGGAACCCAGAAUAGAAGUAUCUCAAGUCAACAUAAAGCAGUGUGCAUCCGUCUGUGCCCAGCAGCACCCAGUCCGUCAGCCUCACUGACACUGACUGAGUUAACCAGCCAGACUUAAAGCGUCCAUGCAGAACUGUGUCUUCUCAGGUCCCUGCUGGCUUCCUAUGAAGCCUUUUCCAGUGGCUGCGGGCUGUUGCACAGUGUUCUGUGUUCACUAGUCGAAAUGUGACAUCUUUUACUAGUGCACUGCGAUGUGGUGACUCCUGAUCACUUUCUACAUGAAAACCUUGUGACUUGCAGGAGAGUUAGGGGGUGGGGGUGGGGAACAGAGGUGGUUUUUGUUCGUCUAAAACUGUUACAUUACCAAACUAGCAGCCAAAACUCCUCUGUUUGUGGUUGAGUCCACUGAGUUUCGCUGGACUUUUCUUUUCCUCUGUUCAUUUUGUUGUCCUCACUCUAUGGGAUUCUGUUUGUCCUUUCUGUCCUAACGCACGGCUCUUGGGGCCCAGUUAGACACCUCUUGGCUUUUGCUCCCACUAACCCACCCACAGACGAGCAAGCACCUCAACAACUCUACUCUUCUGUGGCACAGUUCUGUGUCAGGGUCCCAGGUCCCCCUGCUUUUUCUACAGUAGUCUGGAUGGACACAGCACUCAUGGGUCUGCCCUGUCCUGGCUCUGUGGGGAUAGGCCUGACUCAGGACCCCAGCAGUUGUAUGGAAGCCUGAGCUUUUCUGGACCGAGUCCCUGCCAGAGAGCUCCUUGGUGGCUAGGACAUGCUGGGUCCCUCUUCUUACUGUUGCCUCUCUGUGGUCUGUGGCCUGGUCUCCAGCACGGUGAGGCUAGUCAGGAUGGAACCUAAAGCAACCCAGGGCACUGAAUUGCGUGAGCUUCAUGAGUUCAGAGGUGAAGCAGGUGACAUUUCACUGACCAUUGGCUGUGUAAAAUGACCCAGUCUAGGGCAGGAAAGAUAUCUGCGUUAGUGUUGAGCCUGAGAAGAAUGGACAGGAGUGGUUAUCUGGCUGCAGCUUUUCUUUUUAAAUGUGGUUUAAAUGUGUGACUGCACUUAGCGGUGAGGCGGGUUGAUUCCUGCCCUGGUAACAGUAGCGCACGCUGCUGCUUCUAACCGUGGUCUCUCUCUGUUUCCCCUGUCGCUGA